UCCACUUAAUAAUUGAAAUUCAUAAAGAGAGGAAAAUAAGGAGCCAAAUUCCAACUCCUUUUUCCCAUUCUCUAUGCCUCUCUUUUUUUACCAUUUUCCAUUUCACUUCACACGUUUCUCAAUGCACAUAUAAAAGGAAGAAUCAUCCUUCUCAACUUCAAUUCCAAACAUUCAAAACUAAUUAGCUCAUAGGAAAACCAAUUUCCAUGGUUCUUCUAAGUUUAAUGCAUUUCUCUGCUUUCUCACUCUGUUUCUUAGUCUUAACAAUAACAACUAUUCCUCAUCAAGCUCAAGCUUCAAGCCAUGGCUCCUUUGGCAGAAAACAAGUUGGUGGUUACCCUACAGUGGAUGUUGGCAUUUGUGCCUCUUCUGUCAUUGUUUAUGGAUACAAGUGCCAGGAGCUUCAGGUUACAACUAAAGAUGGGUACAUUCUGAGCCUGCAAAGGAUUCCAGAAGGUAGCGGUGUAGGUAGAACAAGUGACACUAGAAAACAACCGGUGAUAUUACAACAUGGAGUAUUAGUGGAUGGAAUGACAUGGCUUAUGAACCCUCCAGAGCAGAACCUGCCUCUAAUUCUAGCAGAUAAUGGUUUCGAUGUUUGGAUUGCUAACACCAGAGGAACUAGAUAUAGUCGCCGACAUGUCUCAUUGGACCCCUCUAAUCCGGCCUAUUGGAAUUGGUCUUGGGACGAACUUGUUACUUAUGAUCUACCUGCUGUGUUUGAUUAUGUGUUCAGCCAAACAGGACAGAAGAUUAAUUAUGUUGGCCAUUCUCUGGGGACUUUGAUAGCUUUAGCUUCUUUCUCCGAAAAGAAAUUAGUUAACCAGCUGAAAUCAGCAGCCUUAUUAAGCCCUAUUGCUUAUUUGAGUCACAUGAAGACUGCACUUGGUGUUAUUGCAGCUAAGUCCUUUCUUGGUGAGAUCACUAAACUAUUUGGUCUAGCAGAAUUUGAUCUCAAUGGUUUACCCGUUGAAGCCUUUCUCAAGUCUACUUGUGCUCGCCCUGAGAUAAACUGCUACGACUUGUUGACUGCAUUAACUGGUCUAAGUCUUUACAUGAUUUGUAAAAAUUGUUGCCUUAAUUCUUCAACUGUUGAUCGAUUCUUGAUGAAUGAACCUCAAUCAACAUCAACUAAGAAUAUGGUACAUUUGUCUCAAAUUGUUAGACGUGGGGUUCUAGCGAAAUUCAAUUAUGUAAGACCCGAUUACAAUAUUAUGCACUAUGGAGAAAUAUUCCCACCAAUUUAUAACCUCUCCAAUAUUCCCCAUGAUCUUCCUCUCUUCAUUAGCUAUGGAGGACAAGAUGCACUUUCUGAUGUUCCUGAUGUUGAAAAUUUACUUGACAUGCUUAAAUUUCACGAUGUUGAUAAGAUAAGUGUUCAAUUUGUUAAAGACUAUGCCCAUGCUGAUUAUGUUAUGGGGUUUAAUGCCAAGGACAUAGUGUAUAAUUUUGUUCUCUCAUUUUUCAAUGGUCAAGUCAAAACUUGAUAAUACACAAAAUAUCAAGUUGUAAGAAACAAAUUAAAUGCUAUUUACUAGGUUAUCAAUGGGAUCAAUUAAGUUAUUUAGUGAAUAUUAAAUCAUGGAAUAUCAUGUACACAGAAUGAAAAUGAAAGUAAAAUAUGUUAAUUUAUUUGUUGUUGUAAA
Molecule: messenger RNA, 1646 nt
Organism: Cicer arietinum (chickpea)
Lineage: Eukaryota; Viridiplantae; Streptophyta; Magnoliopsida; Fabales; Fabaceae
Product: triacylglycerol lipase 2
Biological process (GO): lipid metabolic process
Molecular function (GO): hydrolase activity, acting on ester bonds
Source: RefSeq, a predicted model, not a curated record